AGUUGUCUUCACAAUAUACAUUCACGGAGACUGACCCAUGACAGCAAUGACCAGCAAAAUGGCAAUGGUUCUGUUUGGCGCUGGUCUGCUCGUGCUAUACGCACCUUACGCUGGUGCCCAAGAGAUAAGUAUUCCAGGGUUCUCUUUUGGGCCAGUGGGUGGUGACGAUGGUGCUCAAGAGACAGGGAUCCCCGAAUCCCUUCCAGAGACAGUGGGUGGUGACGAUGGUGCUCUAGAGACAGGUAUUCCGGAAUUCCUUCCUGGAACUGUGGAUGGCGACGAUGGUGACUUGGGAGGCGCCUUGCCGAUUGGAAUGGGGCCAACCGUCGAAACGAGCAGCGAGAGCAGCACUUCUACAGAACAGCCGGCAACAGAGACCGAGGCCGAGUCCGAGGCGUCUACCGCCGAACAAGAAUCCCGUGUGGGCAAAGGCAACUCGAGGCACAUCACAAACUCAAGGACUGCAUCUCACGCCAAAGCCAGGACACCUGCUAAAGCCAGGACAGCUGCUAAAGCCAGGACAAUAGCCAAAGCCAGGGCAGCUGCCAAAGCCAGGACAGCUGCCAAGAAGGCAGGCAGAGCAGUGCACAAGGCGUGAUCACAACUUUAACCUGGAUUCUGUGACUCCAUGAAAGCAACUAAUAAAUGAUUAAAUUAUA
This is a messenger RNA of Schistocerca gregaria, 659 nucleotides long. RefSeq lists its product as uncharacterized. Bases 38 to 598 code for a protein of 186 amino acids. The record is from RefSeq and is a predicted model, not a curated record. NCBI's taxonomy places the organism in Eukaryota, Metazoa, Arthropoda, Insecta, Orthoptera, Acrididae. The transcript is spliced from 2 exons.